Pelodiscus sinensis (Chinese soft-shelled turtle) is the source of this 2984-nucleotide messenger RNA. Lineage: Eukaryota; Metazoa; Chordata; Testudines; Trionychidae. The record is from RefSeq and is a predicted model, not a curated record.
AGACUUCUUCAGAGCAUGUUUCCACUAAACCUCUUUCAUUGCCACUGUGAAGUUGGGCUGAAGUUUGAUGGUCUUGCACAGCUUUCAGUAAAUGAGACAGCCAGCCCUCCACCACUUCUCUCCGUGGCAGAACUACUAGAAACAGCACAAGAGAUUUCCAAAAUGACCAUUGCACAUGAGAUUGUGUUGAACCGUGAUUUCAAAGUGCAAGAAGUCAACUUGUCACCAAACAGCCUGGAAAGCAGAGUGAAGGAAACAUUGCACAAAGCUUUCUGGGACGCUCUGAAAGAACAGCUGUCUGCAAGUCCACCAGAAUACACGCAUGUGAUUCAACUGCUGCAGGAAAUUAAAGAGUCCAUACUGUUGCUGCUGCUGCCACGGCAGAGCCGUCUGCGGAGCCAGAUUGAAGAAGCCCUGGACAUGGAGCUGAUCAGACAGGAGGCUGAGCACGGGGCUCUAGACAUUCCCAAUCUCGCCAUGUACAUCCUAGAUACAAUGGCGAUGCUGUGUGCACCCAUCAGAGAUGAGGAAGUGCAGAGACUACAGGGUGUGACAGACCCUGUUCAGCUGCUCAGGGAAAUUUUCCGGGUGCUGGAUCUGAUGAAAAUGGACAUGGCAAAUUUUACCAUCCAGAGCCUCCGGCCCCACCUGCAAGAUCAUGCUAUCCAUUAUGAACAGAAGAAAUUCCAGGAGCUCCUAGCCAAGUUGCCUAACAGUCUGGAUCACACAACUGAGUGGUUAAGCAAAGCAGCAGCAGAAGUCUCUGCAUCUUCAUCAUCCCAUCCUGAGGACCAUGGAUCGCCCACUGCACUCUCGUUGGGGGCUGUCAGCAGGAGUUCAGCUACACCAAAUCCUAUGUCUGUGUUAAACCAAGGAUACAUGAACCUACUUCAUUGGGAGCCUGGGACAGAGAAAUACCCUGAGACUCUGUUGAUGGAUCAAGCACGGCUGCAGGAGAUACAGUUGCAGGUGAAUCAGCUAACAAUCAUAGCUGCAGUCCUGCUUGUGUCCAGCAGCGUGUGUGGAAGCACCUUGUUCAGCUCGCCUGUGUUUGUAGAUAGGCUGAAACGGGUAACAAAGGCCCUUUUGGAAGGGCUUCCUUGCACCAGGUUUCAAGAAGCUUUGCUGGACAUCAGCAAUCAUGUGCACCGUGAAGUUAGUGAGGCUCUUCUGCAGCUGGAUUACCCGGCUUUCACCAGUGAGAAAUCUUCUUCCUUAAAAGGCCAGAUAAGGAGCAUUGCAGAGAAGGACAACGCAGUGCGGAGCAUAAUUGGGUUUUCACUUUUCUUAACUGGCUCGUUUUGUGACUGCUCCUUUUACACCUCCAGAGCAGCGGAUCCAUUCGUUUCUCAGUCUUCAUUUGUCUUCUACUGCCCAGAACUCUCACAAUCUCCCAAAAGGCCUCGCUCCUGUUCAGGAAGAACUGCUGGAAGUUGGCCACAGGUUUAGCAGUGUGAUUCAUCAUAACAGACAGGUGUACGGACCCUACUACCUAGCAAUUCUAAAGGAAGUUCUUCUCCCAGGGGCAGAGGCAGAAGCAGGGAUAGGUUCUUUCUAAUCCUCUCACAAAGCAUUACAUGCACUGGGGGCAGAGAGGAAGAGGACCCAGCUACUUUUCAGAAUCAUGCUUUGGCUUGUAAAGUCUGUUACAGCCAACUAAAUAGCUGUCAUGUUCUGUGUAAUGGUAUCCAGAGUACUUGUGCAGCUGGGCCAUCAUAGCUGCUGGGGAUAGUUACAUAAAUACCAACUGCCAAUUCCCCAUUGGUCUGAAUAAACCUUUAAAACAAAAAAUGCUUGUUUUUUUCAUAUUUCCCUUUACAGUUUGUCCCAUUAACUGGGAAAGCAGUGAAACAUGGCUUUUAUAUCACUGUAAUGCAUCCUGAUUCCCCCCCCCCCCCUUGACAUUAACUAUGGGUUUUAGUGUGCUUUGCUAACACACAUUUGUCUCAGCCUAGAACAGGGGAUUUGAUAGAGAUGAUUUGUGUUGAAGAUGAUAGAGCUUACUUUCUAAUCUGGAUAUAUUUUUCAAUGUCAACUAAAAAUAUGAUUUACUUCAUAUAUGCCAGCUCUGUAGCUCAGUUUAACAUUUAAUCCCCUAUGGAUGUAAUAUUGUUUGCACCAGGUUUUAUUUGGCAUACAAAUUGUAACACUAACAUGUAUGGUUAAAUGUCUGUUUUCCUCCAUCUCCUCUAUACUAAUGAAUUUCCAACACUUUGAACCAACACUAGAAAUAGAAAACUUAGUUUCUACUGGAGCAAUAUUGUGCUACCACCGCUGCCAGUGUCUUCAAUAUUCUGGUACAAUGAUAUCUCCAUUAUAUCAAAUGAUUGAUGUUGUACAGCAAGAAUUGCUUUAGCUAGAAUAUGGCUAGGGAGGGGUAGCUGUGCUUUCAUAUGUGCAUUACUGUAGGGAGCAGCCGUGUUUCUAGUUCAAACAAGGACUCAUAGGUUAUGCGCCUGCCAGUCCACUUACCUUCCAUGUUUCAAGUUGCCUAUUUGUAAGUUUGGGAUGGAGGAAAGGGAACUAGUUUUCUUCAGCCUUCAGGAUGAGAGCUGCUGCCAUUAGACUUGUAUGGGCUUCAGCCAGUCUCUGGUUCAGGCACUUUGCUAUACAUGCAUAUGGGGCAUGUUUUUAAUGAAAAGGGCCUUGACAUAAAAAAAAGGUAACACUGAAUGCUUUGGUUCCAGGCAACCAGUUCAGACUUCCACAAUAUCUACAUCACAGCAAACAAAGUCAAGUUGUGUGUCUGAGUUUAUUUAUUAAUUCAGUCUGUUCUAGGUUGUACAGUUAUGAAAACAACAAAACGACUGCUGGAAGCCCAGAAAUAUUUACAAUCUCGCCUUGUUGUAGUGAGGUCAGUCUAUGUUGUUGCACAGAUUGGUUAAGUUUGGUACCACAAGAUGUUUAAAAUUCAGACAAAAAUUUAAACAGAUUAACAGUUGUAUAUACAGGAAAAUAAAAGAAAUAAUUCAAGUAUCAAAAUA